Gadus chalcogrammus (walleye pollock) is the source of this 625-nucleotide messenger RNA. RefSeq names its product NADH:ubiquinone oxidoreductase subunit A12 (gene ndufa12). NCBI's taxonomy places the organism in Eukaryota, Metazoa, Chordata, Actinopteri, Gadiformes, Gadidae. The transcript has 4 exons. The coding region runs from base 47 to 484 and encodes 145 amino acids. The record is from RefSeq and is a predicted model, not a curated record. Gene Ontology annotation, cellular component: membrane. Gene Ontology annotation, biological process: response to oxidative stress; mitochondrial respiratory chain complex I assembly.
UUUCUCACAGACGCACAGUCCGUCCCCUAAACAGUACCGCCUGAAGAUGGCCGAGUAUGUGAAUAUCGCUCGAAGGGCUUUGGGACAGCUAGGAGGUCAUGGCGGUGUCAAAGGCUUUCUCGUACAGUUGUUCAGGGCUAAUGACGUGAAGACCGGAGCGCUGAUCGGAGUCGAUAAAUAUGGAAACAAAUACUUUGAGGACUCCAAGAACUACUUCUUCGGGAGGCACCGCUGGGUGCUGUACACCACCGAGAUGAACGGGAAGAACACCAUGUGGGAGGUAGACGGUAGCAUGGUGCCGGCUGAAUGGCACCGUUGGCUGCACUGUAUGACGGACGACCCCCCCACCACACACCCGCCCGUGCCCAGGAAGUUCCUGGCAGAGACGCACCAGUUCAACGUGAGCGCCACGCCCCAGCAGUACGUGCCCUUCUCCACCACCACCAAGAAGAUCCACGAGUGGGUGCCCCCCAAGGCCCAGUAAGGGGGGACCCCCACUUGGAGGAACCCAUCCUCCUCUUCCUCCUUUUUCUUCUUCUUCUGUAAAUGUAACCGAACGCUUGUGUUUCCCGUCAUGACCUCCCUGAAUAAAAUCAAUAUACUAAGUUAAAGAAUGUAGUUGGUG